CGACGACAAGCCCGAACUCGCCAUACAGUCACGCCCACAAUAUCCAUCAUCACGACCACAAAUUCAUCGAGAAAUUCACAAAACGCACAUGCGACGUGAAUUACUCACCAGCGAAUACGACGCAUCACUCGGAAUGAAUAUUGCGAUCCGAACGCGACCUCACUGAUGCUCGACAACCCCCACGCUCCGUCGCAUCGACUGAGAAAAUUCUCUGCAGGCUUUGCGCCCGCGGCCUGCUUGAUUACUAAGCUGGGCAGGCUUCGGCCAUGUCCACGCGGAAUGCACGACAUGUCAGGCAACGGAAGCUCAACACGAAGCAGCCGCUGCGCAUAAUCCGCGAGAAUGAAAUCGAAGAGACUCUCGAAGAUGAAGCGCAGCGGCUCAUUCCCCAAUUCGACACGGGUGUCGAGAAGGGCGAGGAAGUGGAAGUCCAUCUCCAAGCCGUCAUCAACGCUGCCAACGCGAGUGUGUCAGGUUUGAAGACGAAGCAGAGUUUCAUCCCGACACCCGAUGCGACCAAAGCGAGAGACGUCAAAUAUGACGAGCUGUACCCCAAAGGUUUCGCUUCGCCAUACUCGUACAUUCGAUUCAGUUCGACGGUCGAGGACAGCAUUGGCACGGCGUAUUGCAUGAAUGAAGAGGACGAGGCGUUCCUCUCCCAGCUCAACGACGGCAAGGACGUCAAUGGGCAGCCGCUCAAGGAGAAGUCCAACCAGUGUUCCGAGGAUGUCUUCGAAGAGGUCAUCGAAUCGUUCGAGGAGACCAGCCAACGACUGCAACCGUUUGCCAAUGUCGACGCUAAUGUGCCGAUACUGACGCUUGAUGAGAUCGAGCAAGCGCGCGAGACACCUCUCACGCCAGAAGCGCAGAGGUUUCAGCGUCCGAUAUACCAGUAUUGGGCUGUAAGGAAGAGGAACCGUGCCCUCAUGCCGACCAUCAAAGUCCGCGUGCUGGACACCACAUCCGAAGCCGAUGACGCAGAUCCGUAUGUAUGCUUCCGACGUCGCGAGGUCCGUCAAACCCGCAAGACCAGAGGUCGAGAUGCGCAAGUGGUGGAGAAGCUGAAGAAACUCCGCAUCGAGCUGGAGCAAGCGCGGCAAUUGGUCGACCUGGUCCGAAGUCGGGAGGAAUUAAACAAGCAGAAUCUUGAAAUCAGUCGGAAAGUGUUUGAGGAGCGUCGUAAACUCAAAGAGGUCAAAGUUACGAAGAACAUCGUUGGCGAAAAGGGAGAGGACGAAGAGCUGCUCGUCAACACAAAGCCCACUGCCAAGACCAAGGGUCGAGGAGAUGGCAGCUCGCAGCGUCCAGCGACCAUCCGGCUUCGUUCGGUGGGUGAGAGAUCUGCUCCGGAGAACGACCUUAUCUCGCUGGCGGACCUGCAAGCCGAGGCGGAGGCGCAGGUCAACCAGACCAUUGAGAACCGGAAAUUCCAGCACCGGCGAUGGAAUAGUCAAUGGCAUGACGGGACGUGGGGUCCUCUCACUCCGCCGGCUGACCCUGCGGACAAACGACCGAAGUGGAGUCCGCUCUUCCCGGACAGCUUCGGCUAUCCAUCACCACCUCCCUCCCUGCCUUCACCGACCUCGCAAGAUCGAGACGGCGACACCGAAAUGGCCAACUCAAAGCCGCAAGGAGAAGCAGACUCCGAAGCAGAGGCACAAUUUCGCUUCACCUUCUCCGUGCCGCCUCCCUCAUCCAUGGAGACAUAUUUUGGCGAACCCAGCCUGUUCGGUAAGGAUCUCGUCAACCCAUCUUGCCGUCUGCGGUACGGACGCGGCGGUCGUGUCCAUCUCGAAGCGCGAAGACCAAGACCUCGGGGCGCGCUGAGUAGAGGCGUCGUUUCUGAUAGUGACAGUGACGACGAAAUGGAGGAGUACUAUCCCGUCUCGGAGGCAAAAACUUUCGAUUAUCGGUGUGCUCUUAACAGUCGCGCGCGGCCAGAGGGUGGGAGGCCUAGCGGAGAUCAGGCCGCAAUUAUGGCGGGCGCGCAACAGGCGGCGGCGGCGCAGCAAAGUGGCGCAGGAGGUUCGAGUUGAUGCAGAGCGGGUUGUUCGACUGUCUUUUGUGGAUGGUUUGUUUGGGAAGGACGUCAUUGGUGUCUUGGUUGAUGCCAGCCAGCUUGUUGUUAAGAGUAGCAGAGUCGCAGUGAUACCCUGAAUUGAAGGCUUGUACUUUUAACGCUGCCCUCUCACUUCUUCCCUGGAUUCCGGAUGGCGGCUGCUUCGUCCUCCAGAGUAUUGGCAGAUCGCUUCUUCCCAAGCGCAGCGUCAGAAACUGCACUGACAGCUUCUUGCAGGAUCGCUUUCUCGCCAUCGAUGACUUGCAAAGCCAUCGCUCGUCGCCGUCCUUCAGCGCCAGCCUCGUCGACCUCCAUCUCAUCCGGAUCAGGCCGAUACAUCGCAUACCGAUAUACCAGCACCGUCCGCAACAGCUUCUUCGCGUCGUUCGACAAUUCCGGUUUAGGCAGCUUAUCCUUCUUCUUCAGCUUUUCAAACUCGACUU
Messenger RNA from Zymoseptoria tritici IPO323, 2502 nucleotides. RefSeq names its product Polycomb enhancer protein. The coding region runs from base 267 to 2036 and encodes 589 amino acids. Gene Ontology annotation, biological process: regulation of transcription by RNA polymerase II. The record is from RefSeq and is a predicted model, not a curated record. NCBI's taxonomy places the organism in Eukaryota, Fungi, Ascomycota, Dothideomycetes, Mycosphaerellales, Mycosphaerellaceae. The transcript is spliced from 3 exons. Gene Ontology annotation, cellular component: piccolo histone acetyltransferase complex.